Molecule: messenger RNA, 669 nt
Organism: Pseudonaja textilis
Lineage: Eukaryota; Metazoa; Chordata; Lepidosauria; Squamata; Elapidae
Source: RefSeq, a predicted model, not a curated record
AUGGCUAGGGAAAUCACAACAUUCCCUGCCAUGACAGAAAAAUUUGACCUGCCAAUGGCAGAUUACAACCAGCCCAAGCUUCUUUAUUGCAGCAAUGGAGGUCAGUUCCUGAGGAUCCUUCCGGAUGGCAAAGUGGAUGGCACAAGGGACAGGAGUGACAACCACAUUCAGUUACUGCUCAGCACAGAAUAUUUUGGUGCUGUGUACAUAAAGGGUAUCGGAUCUGGACUGUACUUGGCUAUGGAUGUCAAUGGACGCUUACAUGGCUCGCAGUUUCCAACAGCAGAGUGUGUGUUCCUGGAAAAAUUGGAAGAAAACAAUUACAAUACUUACAAGUCAAAGAUGCACGCGGAUAAGAACUGGUAUGUUGCCUUGAAGAAGAAUGGAAACAGCAAAUUGGGACCGAAGACUAAUUAUGGCCAGAAUGCAAUUCUUUUCCUUCCUCUGCCAGUGUCACCUGAUUAGAUUGCUUCUGUCCCUCCAUUAGAAAAGUUGCCCUCUAAAAUUAAGCCACCAGUGAACUUUGCCUUUUGUCCCCUUUGAUUCUUUCUCAUCCUGGAAACAAACAAAAAGGUGGACAACAAAGUAUUUGAGAUGGAAAAUAUGCACGGCAUCUCUAAAAUGUCCAUUCGGCCUCAACAAUUUCAUUCGCAUACCAUAGCAUUACCU